Molecule: messenger RNA, 971 nt
Organism: Belonocnema kinseyi
Lineage: Eukaryota; Metazoa; Arthropoda; Insecta; Hymenoptera; Cynipidae
Exons: 4
Coding region: 136-747 (203 amino acids)
Source: RefSeq, a predicted model, not a curated record
AUAGUUGAUGUGCAAGGACUCAAAACAGUUCCGAGAAUUGUUGAAAAAACGGAAACCUCUGUCGGGUUUCUCACAAAAAUCGAAGAUUUUUGUACGUUUGUGUCAUGUGGUUCAAGGACAACAUAAUUUACCAGCAUGAGUUUCUGGCAACGCAGGCGCCUUCGCAUUACCCCGCUUCGCGCGCUGGCAGCAAUUUUCUGUGUCAGUUUGAUUUUCUGGUAUAGCCUGAGUCCGGAAGAAGCGCCAAAACAACCCUGUAGUGUUCCAGAAGAAUUUACAGAACGAUUGCACGAAUUAGCUUAUAAGACCCAUUUGGUACUAUCAAAAUUAAGUAUCGUGCACUUUUUGUGCUUCGGAGGUCUCUGGGGUCAAGUGCGAAUAGGCCGAGCCCUUCCCUGGGCUCGAAAAAUAGAAUUGUGUUUAGUCGACACUUUAAGAGACGAUGCAUUAAUAACAAAAGCAUUUAGAGAAGUAAGUUUAAGCGCCACUUACAUGCACGCAGCUGGAAUUUAUCUUGUACAAGAACACGAAGUCGGCGAAGAUGCACCAAAAGUGGAAGUCUUAGUCUUCGAAGAAGAUACCGUCGAUCAAAACAACGCCGCAUGUAGAGCUACACAUAACCUCAAAAUCAUCAAAUAUAUUAAGACUUCUGGUUCUUCUAGUUUGUAUUGCUACCAGAUGCAACGAAAGAUUUACUUGUCAAUAUCUACAUUUAUUUUACUACAAUUACACACUACAAGACGAUAGAAAAAAAUAUAUACGAACCUUCGAAUUUCUUAAAUUGCCCACUUCUUGUCAAUAUACCUAACGAACAGUAAACACAAACGAUACGCACACAAUGUAAACGCAAAUCCAAACAAGGCUGCAAUCGCAGCUGCACUGCAUUUUGGCAUCAUACAAGCCGGUUAGACGGGUUGCCUACGUCAUGCUUUUUCAAGUAACAAUGUAUUAUAACGAUUAUAACUAUAGGU